This is a messenger RNA of Capsaspora owczarzaki ATCC 30864, 465 nucleotides long. RefSeq lists its product as hypothetical. The transcript has 3 exons. Gene Ontology annotation, biological process: negative regulation of apoptotic process; protein stabilization. Bases 22 to 378 code for a protein of 118 amino acids. The record is from RefSeq and is a predicted model, not a curated record. NCBI's taxonomy places the organism in Eukaryota, Filasterea, Ministeriida, Capsasporidae.
CAGUCCAGUUCAGAUCUCACCAUGGCAGACGAGCACGACGAGAACGAGGCCGGCGCUGCCGAGAACGCGCAGCCCGCACAGGCCGCGCACCACGACGCCGGCAAGGCUGACAUGGACAAAGUGACUGACUUUGCCGAGGAGAAGGAGAUGGCGCAGAGCACCGAUCUCAACCAGACCAUGAAGCUGCUGACUGAGCAGCACAAGCGGGACGUUGAAGAGCGCGCCGUCCGGGAUCGCGCGUUGGCUGCCGUGAGCGUCAAGGCAGAGGACGUCCAGCUCAUUGUUACUGAGCUCGAGGUCUCCACCCAAAAGGCCGAGCAAACGCUUCGAGAACAGAACGGCGAUCUUGCAGCAGCGUUGGCCGUGCUGGCAAACUGAGUGUGACAUUUAAAAAAACUCAGUUGGAGUUUGUUGUGUUCCAGCAAAAUUUUUCUUUUAUUUUCGUUCCAAGUAUUGCGAACCGAC